CGACAAUCUGUAGAGAGAUAGACCGGUUCUACCCUCUAACAUGAUCUUUUCACUGUCCAUAGUUUGAUCCAGUCCUGCGAUACUCUUUAUUCCGCAUACAUCCCACCUCCCCCUUUCCGCUUCUGCCCUCAUACUUGCCGCCAUGGACGAAUCGCUCCUCUCCGACCCCGUUCCCCCCCUCUCCUCCGACCUGCGAAGCUUAAGCUCUUCCGGUCGCACCAAAACCACUCCCAUCGACCUGGAGACCAUGGCCAGCUCAACGCGCAGCAAUGGCCGCUCCUCUUCCAUCGACUCCAGCUCCGACAGGCCCAAAUCACAAUCCGGCGAUGCGGACUCCGCCAAGGCAGGCUCCAGCGGAUUCUCCAAGCUACUAGCCGCGCGUCGUAACAAGAAAAAGAAGAAAGACGCCCAAAAACAAGCAGACGAGCUGCCGACUCAGUACGAGCUGGACGACGAUGAGCACAUCCAGGAAAGCCGCUCAAACGAGUCGCGGGGCGCUAAUUCUCUCGCUUCGUCCUUGAUCAACGACCUGCCGCCUCCUCCAGACCACGACGCCAUUAAUCUCCUCACCGACGAUUCUGAGCCUGAUCGGACGCCACCGCUGACCUCUCACAACUCACAUAGUGGCUUCUACACCUCGUCCUCCCCCUUGAUCAAAACAACCUCCGUGGAAGCUGACGAAGGCGCUCAGGGAGACCGUGAAUCUAUAGUCAGUGGUCCGAGCGCUGGCCCCGAGUCCAUCCCUGACUCGGAACGCUCAAGGCCCACGAGCCAACACGGUCAUACCCUCAGCGUGCCAGCAGCCGGAAAGAAGAGAGGCAUCUCCCCCGGCCGACGCUUCAAGAAUGCCUUCACUUCGAACCACGAAAAAAAGCCUAGUCGAGACCGAACAAACUCAACAUCCGCCGCGAGCACAAAAAGCAGGAGUGGUAGCGCGUCGGCCAAGAAGGCACCGGUCAUCGUUGAAGAUGAGCCUGAGCCUGUUCCCAAAAUCCCCGCCCCGAUCAGGACAGACUUGAAGGAGCAUAAAUCGCUCUCCGCCCUGGAGGCGCCCGCUCCCAGAACGCCUCCACACACGGCAAUCCCGCAACCUGCAACCACGGUAACUCCGCCAACUCCCCGGACGGAGUUUCCUAAGCUUUUUGCUUCUCCCGAUGUGACAGCCUCGCCCGAUUCGAUACAGUCGAGGGAAGGGGUAGUGGUCAGCCCCUCCGGCAACAUGAUCUCCCACCGGCGCGUGCGGUCUGCCUCCGCUGCGAGUCAUAAACCGAGCAAGCUGUCGAACUCGGUGUCCGCCAUGGCUCCCACUUCGGAGGAGAACAAAGCAAGCAAACCUCCCCCAAGCGCUCAGCAGUCGAGCUUUUUCUCGUCGGUAUUUUCUGCUGCGCAGAAUGCCGCCUCGUCUCUCAGUAGCAGUCUCAAUGCACAGUCGAAGGGUCGCAGCGUCAGUCAAGCGAUGCCAGGAGAGUCCGACGGUCGCCCUGCCGAGAAGCAGGAAAAUGGGACUCAGCCGGAAACGCGGAAGUCAGAAGAGAAGAAACCGAUGGCUGUUGAUACCUUGGGAUCCGGCAACCUGGAUUUCAGCCACCUGGACAUCGCAAUUCCUCCUGGCGGAUCGGUCUCCACCCCAGAUGGGGUGGUUAUUACAAAGCCAGACCUGCCGGAUAAGCGCAAGGGCCCGGGCGUUCUGCAACGUGAUGAAGCAGCUGCCAGGUUGGAAGAUAGCCGCGCCGCUCGUGCCGUGACCAUGGCUUACGAGCAGCCGGCCGGCACGUCUCUCGCCCCGCCAAUGGACGAUGGCCUCGAUGGUCAAUCCAGUACCUCGCUCACCAGGGAAGGGACUGGGGAUCAGACGACGCCCAGCGGUAGUGUGGUCGAAGGUGAAUUGGGAGGCACCCGGCCGUAUCGGAGCGGCAGUAUUCGAAGCCGGAUGGUUCGUCGCAGAAACCGGGGCUCAUCUGGAGCUACCACCUCCACUAUCGGUGCUAUUGGUGCCAGUGCAAUAGCCUUAGGUGCCCCCGGGGCCAAUGCGAGUGUACCAAGGCUAACCGGGUUCGCCGUUGCCAGCAAAAAGCGUAACCGGGACUUUCACCAGCUGUUCCGCAGUGUUCCCGAGGAUGACUACUUGAUCGAGGAUUAUAGCUGCGCUCUGCAGCGCGAGAUUAUCUUGGCGGGUCGGAUUUAUAUUUCUGAAGGGCACAUCUGCUUUUCCAGCAAUAUCCUCGGCUGGGUGACUACACUGGUCAUCAGCUUCGAUGAGGUCGUGGCAAUCGAGAAGGAGUCGACUGCGAUGGUCUUUCCGAAUGCAAUUGCUAUCCAGACACUGCAUGCGCGACACACCUUCCGCAGUCUUCUUAGUCGAGAGUCCACAUAUGAUCUGAUGGUCAAUAUCUGGAAGAUCAAUCACCCCGCCCUCAAAAGCUCAGCGAAUGGGACGAGGGUCACCGACGGCACUGGAGACAAGACGGAGAAGGCUGCUGGAAGCGAUGUGGAAAGUGACGAAGAGGAUGAGAUCUAUGAUGAGGAUGAGGAAGGCGACAAUGCCGAUAGCAUCUUUGAAGGAGCCACCAGCGUUCACGGCAGCGAGAAGUCCGUUCCUGCGAAGACUAUUAGUCGCCAAGCCUCGGGUCUUCUCCCAGGGGCCAACAAUGGACAGUCAGCAUCGAACGGUGAGGCCAAAGGCAAGUCGACGCCUAGUGAUGGUGACUCGGACUUCCCUGGGCCAGCCAGCCACCCUCCGACUGAGUUCACCGAUCCAUCAGGCCAGUAUGACAAGGUGAUCAAGGAUGAAUUAAUUCCUGCUCCUCUAGGCAAAGUCUACUCCUACAUCUUUGGUCCAGCGUCAGGCGCAUUCAUACCCAAGUUCUUGGUCGAGAAUCAGAAGUCUGGCGAGCUCCAGUUUGAGGGAGGAAAUAAAGGUCUCACCAACGAGAGCAAAACCAGGAAGUAUUCGUAUAUCAAACCGCUCAAUGGAUCCAUUGGGCCCAAGCAGACCAAGUGUAUCAGCACAGAAACCUUGGAUUUCCUGGAUCUGGAGAAGGCGGUGCUGGUCACUUUGAGUACCCAGACACCGGAUGUUCCCAGUGGUAAUGUUUUCUGUACGAAGACCAAAUACUUGUUCACCUGGGCGGCAAACAACCAGACGCGGUUCCUGAUGACCUGUACUAUCGAGUGGUCCGGAAAGAGCUGGCUGAAAGGUCCUAUUGAGAAGGGUGCCAUUGAUGGCCAAACCACUUUCGGAACCGAACUUGUCAAUGCUCUCAAGGCUGCAGUUGCCCCUCGCGGUCGCGCUGGCGGUGCUAAAUCUGGCAAAGGCAAGGGCCGGCGCAAGAGGAGUGAGUCCGCUCAGGAAGACACUGCGGCAGAGGCCAAGGCAGCAGAGCAGGCCGCAGACAAAGCGAAGUCUUGGGGACCUCUGGAACCGCUGCAUGGGCUGCUUGGUCCUGUCUCAGACAUUGUCACGCCUUUGUUGGGCGGCAAUGUUACCAUUGUCAUCCUUGGCAUUUUAUUGCUUAUGCUCUUCUUCCGAGGGUCAUCCCCAUCCACGGCGUCGCACGAUAUCGGAUGUCCCGGGUACUCUCUGCCACAGCGUCUAGCUGCCUACGAGGAGAUGUGGCGCCGUGAGGAGAGUGAGCUCUGGAGCUGGCUCGAAGACCGGGUCGGCAUGGAUGGGCUUGCCUUUCCCACGGUUAGCCAGCCGGCCGGUUCACGGACGCAUCAUCUGUCGCGGAAGAUGCAAGGCGAACGCGCUCUUGCGAGCAAAUUGAGUGAAGAAAAGAUGUCCGAUCUGGAGAUGGACCAUGCGAUUCGAUCCACGCGCGAGCGGCUCGAUGCGCUGGAGAAGAUCCUUUCCACGCGACGAUCAGACGCAAAACCGGUGGAUGGAGAAUCGAUCCACCGCGAAUUGUAAAUAUGUUGGGUCCCCACAGACCGUACAUGCCUGCACCAGGACAGUUACUAUUGUUGACUAACCA
Molecule: messenger RNA, 3974 nt
Organism: Aspergillus saccharolyticus JOP 1030-1
Lineage: Eukaryota; Fungi; Ascomycota; Eurotiomycetes; Eurotiales; Aspergillaceae
Exons: 3
Coding region: 143-3910 (1255 amino acids)
Biological process (GO): intracellular sterol transport
Cellular component (GO): mitochondrion; endoplasmic reticulum-plasma membrane contact site; plasma membrane
Molecular function (GO): sterol transfer activity; sterol binding
Source: RefSeq, a predicted model, not a curated record